ACUACUGUCCUGCCGGUGACAAGUAAAGCUAUGUAAAUUGCGUCUGUUGCAAACGAUUUUGUUCCAUUUUAGUUCAUUAUACAUAAGUUAUGGGAGCCGAAAAAGCCGCGUACUCCAGUGUCCCUGUGAAGGAGAAAUGCGGGGAUCACCCACCACCAAGGAAGGCACCGAAGGGCUUCGGGGCUCGUCAUGUCCAGGUUCUUCUUCUCUUCAUCAGUUUGACUGUAGGAUACACAAUACGCGCUCAACUCAGUGUUUCUAUGGUAGCCAUUACAGGACAUAGUGUUUUGACUGAAGACAAUCAUUCGAAAGUUAAUCUAUCGAAGAGUCAUGCAGAGUUCGUGAUGAAAAAUGUUUCCAUACAUGAGCCGGGAGAUGUUGGUUGGAGUGUAUAUCGUGUAUGUGGUAACAAUAUUAAGAUUUACAAAUGGCACAAACCAACGCAAGAAAUGAUAAUAUUUUCGUUCUUCGUGGGCUACACCAGUAUGAUGAUACCCAUGGGCUUGAUGGCUCAGAAAUUUGGCGGGAAGAGACCCAUCAUGGUAGCUCUGUUGGUCAACGGCAUUAUAUCUAUCAUCAGUCCUUGGGUUCCGAUUUUUGCUGGAUGGGUUGGCCUCUCCGUGUGUCGACUGCUUCAAGGUAUGACGCAGGCAGCCUUCUAUCCCUGCAUCCACACAAUGUUGGCCAAGUGGGCACCGCUUAAUGAACGAGGAAGGCUGAGCACUUACGUAUAUACAGGAUCUCAAUUUGGUACUAUAUUGAUCUUUCAAAUAUCUGGUCUAUUUGCGGGCAGUCCGUCAUUAGGAUGGCCAGCAACCUUCUGGCUCUGUGGUGUCCUCAGUCUCGUCAUGUUAGGUCUCUUCAGCUGGCUUGGAGCUGCGACACCCCAUGAAGAUGCCACCAUCACUUCCGAAGAACUGGCUUAUAUCAUGGAGGAUGGGAAUGCUGAUGUGUUUCCUAAGAAACGCAGCACUCCCUGGAAGCAUAUUCUCACCAGUACUGCUGUCUGGGGGCUAGUGGCGACUCACGCGGGCAGCGCUUCAGGCUACUUGCUAGUCCUGACCCAGAUACCUACCUACAUGAACGAGGUUCUGGGAGUCGAUAUCAAAAGGAACGGUGUCUACUCCUCAAUGCCUUACAUAGCAAUGUACAUCAUGGCCAUAGUCUUCGGAUUUCUUUCCGACUUCGCAGUCAAUAGAAGGAUCAUGUCCAUCGCGAACAUCAGACGCACAGCCAACACUAUCGGCAUGGUCCUCUCUGGAAUCUUCCUCAUUGCUUUCAGCUUCGUUAACAGCACGCUCUUGGCUGUCGUGUUGCUGAUACUGUCUCUGGGCGUACAUUCCGGUGUCCAUGUUGGAUUUCAUAUAAAUCAAAUUGAUUUGGCGCCUAAUUUUGCCGGUCCCAUAAUGGCUCUGGGGAACAUGGUCGCUAACCUCGUCAGUCUCCUCGUACCAGUGAUUGUAUCCAACAUCGUAAAAGAUGAUAUGAAAAACCAACACAAAUGGCAGAUUGUGUUUAUGAUCAUUGGCGGGUUCCAGUUUCUGACGAAUGCUAUCUUCGUCAUCUUCGUAAAAGGCACCGUGCAGCCUUGGAACUUUUACGGAGAACAGGAGACAGAUACUGAAAAGAGGAGUUGAAGGUUUUAGAAAAGAAAAAUAAUGCUAAAACUUGACAUUGUGGAAGAAUAAAUAAAAAAAUACUAAAGCCA
Manduca sexta (tobacco hornworm) is the source of this 1708-nucleotide messenger RNA. RefSeq names its product putative inorganic phosphate cotransporter (gene Pi-t1). The record is from RefSeq and is a predicted model, not a curated record. The transcript is spliced from 10 exons. NCBI's taxonomy places the organism in Eukaryota, Metazoa, Arthropoda, Insecta, Lepidoptera, Sphingidae. Bases 90 to 1637 code for a protein of 515 amino acids. Gene Ontology annotation, cellular component: plasma membrane. Gene Ontology annotation, molecular function: transmembrane transporter activity. Gene Ontology annotation, biological process: transmembrane transport; monoatomic anion transport.